Molecule: messenger RNA, 1949 nt
Organism: Macadamia integrifolia
Lineage: Eukaryota; Viridiplantae; Streptophyta; Magnoliopsida; Proteales; Proteaceae
Exons: 3
Coding region: 615-1535 (306 amino acids)
Source: RefSeq, a predicted model, not a curated record
GCUCUGUUUUCAGUUUAAUUUAUUAGUUCUUUUUGCUUGCUAAAGAGUUCAGGUUUUUCUGUAGGUUACAUGUUACCUGUUUUGACUAAAGAAACUAAAAUUCUUGAGGUGGAUGUAGAUUAUAUGUUACCUGUGUUAACUAAAGAAACAAAAAAUUCUUGAGGUGGAAGAGAUGCCAAAUCAUUAAUUGUACUUCACAAGGGUGGAUUAUAUGUUGGUCUUUUGUUGAAAUUUGUAAAAGAGAGACAACCCCUUCUAAGUAUCAAAUAUAUUUUCGACUAGCUUCGAUUUUCAUCUGAUUUCCUCAAUUCCUGUCUCAAUUUUUAUGCCUCUCCUUGAGUAAAACUCAAAUGGUGAAUAGUCUCUUUGUGUUGUUGGGAAUUUUCUCCUAUUUUGGAGGAGGGAUAGUAGGGGCAGAGCUCAAGGGUAGUUACUUCAGUCAUGAAAAUCUUCCUUGUGGCCCGUUACCGAGUUCCUUUGUGGUAUAGAUGUUCAUCUCUGUGGAAAUAAUUGCAACUGAGGAGAGAAACAUGAAGAGUUCAUCUCUUCUGAACUUACUACUAAAGUAGUUGCUGCUCUGUGUGAAAUCAUUUCUGUUGAGCCAAAGAACAGGCAUGGGAACAGAACUCCAGUACACAGUUAAUCCCUUAGCCAGUAUACCAAAGAGUAGCAACCAAAAUGCUGUAAAGACUAAAGAUUCUUGGGAGUUUUUCCAGAAGAGAUUGUUCAAGGAUAACAUACAAGAGGCUGGUUUUGAAAAGUUUCAAGACUCCAUGGAUAGACUGUUUGAAGAAUUCAACAGAGAAUCCGUGAAGAAGACAAUGCUGAUGCAUGAAGAGAUCUUUAAAGAGCAGGUAAGGGAACUCCACCGGCUAUACAAAGUUCAGAAGAUGCUUAUGGCUGAGCUUAGAAAUAAGGAGCCAAAGCUCCAUCAACGUCACCAAGCAACCCUAGUUGGUCCUGACUUCACAGAGAUGGAUAACCAAACUGGGUUUUGGAGCCCAGGGACUAGUUCACAAAAUAACCAUUCAUCUUUUGGAUACUGGCAACAUAAGACAACAAGAAGCUCUGAUCAUAUCCUCCAUCAGCAUCAUUGUGUGAGGGAUACUCCAAGUUCACAGGAACCUAAUGGCAGUUUUUCUGGCAAUGCUCUCAGAACUCUUAGAGGCUUUGAUCUUGAAAGACCUGCUGAAGAAGACCUCUCAACUGAUGCUGCCAGUGCAAUUGAAGACGAGGCAGGACCAAGCUUCCUAAGGCCUUCUAAAGAUAAGAUGAGCAUUAACAGCUCCCAUGAUCCACGAUUCUACCCAAAUGAGGAGAGUGAUGUAGAGCUAACAUUAAGUAUUGGAUGUGGAUCUAGCAGUAGGAAAUCAAGGAGCCACCCUACACAUAUAAGCCUUGAUGUGCCAAUCAGAUCAGACCAAGAACAGGAUUGCAGUGAUCAGACCAAAAGCACUGCACCUUCAACAUUCAAUCGCGAAAGCUUGCAGCAACAACCUUGGCUUUUUCAGUAUCUUAGUUUGAACAGAACAUGAACUUUGACUUGUACCUACAUUGUUGUUUCCUUCCAGUGUUAAUGAAGCUCUAAACACUGGUCCCAACAGUAACCCAUUCACCAGGGCAAGAGCCAGAUGCAGGACAAUCAAUAGGAAAGAAAGUCUCUUUUCUAUGCCUUUCAGAUUUGUUAAACCUGAUGCCUCAAACAUGGAUCAGCCCAAGACUCUUUUUUUUCCCAAUUUGAUUGAAGAAAAGACCAACUCUCGGUGCGCAAACUGCAUCCUUUCCAUGAUUUUCUUUUCUCUUUCACUGGUUCUUGUUUGGAUUUCCUUCAGAUGUAAGUAUUUGAUUUAAUGUAUUCUUCCACUUGGAUUGUAUGCAUUUCUUAAGUGCACCAUGUGAGUUUUUAGAUUAUUUAGAAUCCACAAAAUGUAAAACAAGUUAUUAGGACA